AUGGUUGGUUCAACAGUAUCCCCAAAAACAAUGUUAUUCGCAACAUUUUUUAUUCUAUUUUGUGUGAUAUCGGAUGCAUCGGUGCAUAGAUUAAACGUUCCAAGAGUUUUAUUACCGGUGUUUAAUGAUUUUGCUGUAAAUUUUACACUUGAAGUUACUGACGGUGCUUGCUAUCAAUGGUCAACAUCACGUUUAGAUAUUAUACAACUGAUUCCUAUAAAUGAAAAUGUAGAAAGGACUUGUUCUUCUGCUAUACUGAUUCAAACAAUAACAAGAGAAUCAACUAGAAACACAGCAAUAGUAUUGGCAGAAGAUGUCAAUACUGGACAAUUUUUAAGAUGUGAUGUUAUUGUUGAUGCCAUUUUUUCUUUAAAUCUUGUAACAACCACAAGGGAAUUAAUUAUAGAAGAAGCACCAGAAGCAUUUGAAGUACGCGCAUAUGAUGAACAAGGAAAUGAAUUCACAACUCUUGCGGGAGUAGAAUUUUUUUGGAGUAUAGAUAAUACUGAUAGGCAUAUGAUAGAUAUUAAAAUACCAAAUGAUGUUUUAAGAUUCAUGACAUAUCAAGAAUCACAAUAUGAAACCCCACAAACAGUUGCUGCAUUAGAUGCAAUUGGUAAAAAAGGACAUGUUGUAUUAUUGGAAGGAACAAAAACUGGCACAGCAAAGGUUUCUGUGAAAUUACCUUAUCCAGAAUAUAAACAUGUUCCACCAAUAGAAGUUGAAUUGAUUGUAAUAGCUAAUUUAAUUAUCAUUCCAUCAGAUAUUACAGUUAUGGCAUAUGAUAGCUUUAAAUAUAAAAUAAUGCAGGCUUGCCAAGGUCGUUUAGAAGAAAUAAAUUUACCAUCUAGCCAGUACUAUUUAGAAGCAGAAAAUCCGAACAUAUUAGAAAUUGAUAAUGAUCAUGAUUUUGCAUAUGCUAAAUUUUUAGGACGUACAAAAGUAUUCUUACAUGACAAGAAUGUUCGCGAUGAAUAUCCCGUUAUUUUACCAUCUGCUACAGUUAACGUGAAUGAUGUAGCUUACAUAACUCUUGCUGUUUUACCUAAUAGAAAUUGGGGUUUAAUACUUGGUCAUACUCAUGAAAUUGUAGUUGAAUUGUAUGACAGUAAAGAUCAUAAAUUCCACAUUGGGGAAGGUGUUGAAGUAUCAGUGAAGCUAGAUGAAUAUUACUUUCAACCAAAAUCAAUAACACAAAAUGGUACUUACAUUGUUGGUGUACCUGUUACAUGUGGAACAAUGACUGUUGAGGCUACACUUUAUGGUAUAAUUAAUAAACAUGGUAAAAAAGUUCCUCUUGCUUCACGUCCUACUACAAGAGCUGAACUUUUAAUACAUACUCCAGUCAUUAUUCAACCUAAAGUAUUGGCUGUUCCAUGGGAUUUUAAAGCUAAAUCAAGGUAUGAUAUAGUGUUAAAAGCAAAUGGAGGAGAUGGAUCAUAUGUAUGGUCAAGCAAGCAUCCAUCCAUAGCAACAAUCUCUCAAAAUGGAGGGAUAAGAAUUUUAGCAGCAGGUGCUACAGAAAUAAAUGUUGCAAUGACAAGAAAUCAGUAUAAUAAAGAUACAGCAAGAGUGUAUGUAUUAUCUCCUUCAAAAUUAAAAGUAAUUGAAUACAGUAUGGAAGCAGCUGUAGGAGAACCAAUUUAUCUUCAUAUUGCACUAUAUGGAAAGUUAAUUAAUGGAACAGAUUCCAAAGAAAUACCUUUCAAUGACUGUGGAGAUAUCAAUUUUGAGACGUACAUUCCAGAUGGUAAUUUUGUACAAACUGAUAAUAAGAUCAUAGAACCCAUAGGAAUUGCAUGUGCCGUUAUAGCAGUCACCAGCGUAGAUAUCGGAACAUCCGAAGUAACAGUAGUAUAUAAUGCUAAUGGCCAAUACUUAACCGAUAAUAUCACCGUAUCGGCGUAUGAAACUUUAAUAGCAGUACAUCCAAGUACUAAAGAGAGUUUAUUAACAGUGGGUUCUUCAAGAAAAAUAGUUUUUAAAGGUGGACCUCAUCCAUGGUCUAGCAAGCCUCAAAGUUAUUCACAGAAAAUUCAGGUUUCUGAUAAAAAAAUUGCUGAGGUAAUAGAACAUCAAAAUUCGCCAGCUGGAAUAUAUGAUUUGUCCGUUUUUGAAGUAAUGUGUAAAGCCCUUGGAGAGGUACAUGUAACAUACACAAUUUCAAAUAUUCCUUUACUGCCAAAUUGUAAAAGUACAUAUGCAUCCGAAAUGGUGAAAAUUAUAUGCGGUAAACCCAGACAUAUUUAUCUUCAGCCUGAAUUUAAAGACAGUAAAAACUGCCCCAUCAGUCUUAAUACAGAAAGAAUAAUGGCACAUAGCAAUAAAAAUUUAAAGCUAAUUACAAUAGUAAAAGACGAAGAAGGUAGAACUUUCGAUAAUAUUACGAGUUUACACAUUGAAUGGAACUUAAAACCCUCGUCUAUAAGUUUUGUAGAAAUGCCCACUGGUUCUAUAGAGGAAACAGUUACAGAUAUGAAUGUAGUUUUACCAAAGAAUUAUUAUCAAAAUGUUAUUUUUAAAAAGCAUUUUGGUACUCUUACGUUAACAGCUAAAGUUACAGGCUAUCAAAAAUAUAUACUAAGCAAAUUAAAAAUAAUACCUGAAUGGCCACCUUUUGCUAUUGAAACUGAAAGAAAAAUUUAUGAAACUCCUCAUAUAGAGGCUUCUAUAGAAAUAGUUUUAGUCAAUGAUACCAGUAUUAACCCUAGUAAAUUAAUGGUGUUAAAUGAUCCUACUGGAAAGUAUUACCUGCAAGUGAGUCAAGGUUCUGGUUACUACGAGUUUGUAUUGAGUGCAGAUGAUAUUGCAGAUGUUCGAUAUAUAGAGUCGACAAAAGCAAUUAGUUUUGUUCCAAAAAAGUCUGGAGUACUUCAUUUAUCUUUGGUAGAUCUUUGUUUGCCUUCAAAACCGGCUGAAGUCACAAUUGAAAUACAGCAACUUGCCGUAAUAGAAAUAGAAACAGUGAAUAAAAUUGAAAAGGGGAAAUGUAUAGUAGCGGCAUUAAAACUUUAUGAUACAAAUGGUCAUAUUAUAAAAUUGCCAUCUUUAAGUGCUUUAGAAUUUAAAGCUGAAAUCGAUAACGAAGGUAUAGAAGUUAAACAAUUACCUGCUAGUGAACAUGGUAAUCCUCCUUAUAGUCAGUUAUUGUAUAUGAUAUAUGGAAUGGCAGAAGGAGAAUCGCAAUUAACUUUUGUGAGUAAAGGCGGCGAAAAAGAAAUACAAAGUGAAUCAGCGACUAUUCAAGUCUUCGUUCCUUUAAGAGUUUUUCCAAAAAAUUUAACAAUACUAGUGGGGACUGUUUAUCAAGUGCAAACAACAGGAGGUCCAUCAAAUGCGGAAAUUGAAUUCUUUACAAAAAAUAACGAUAUCCUUAAUGUUGACCACAAUGGUAUAUUUGAGGGAAAAUCAGUUGGACAAACGAAAGUUAUUGUUAGAGCGAUAGGUCUUAAUGCUAAAGGCAACAAGGUGAUAUAUUCUGAAGAUCAUGCGGAUAUACACGUGUUGUAUCUUGAAGGAGUUAAAAUUGUUGUGCCAACGAGUAGAGUAAAAGUAGGUGCAACGUUACCACUUUGGGCGUUUGGUAUCCCGGAACAUUUAACUCCCCUUAUUAUAGGAUCUAUGCAGUUACCAUUAAUUUUUAUGUGGUCAUCCAGUGAUUCCAAUUUAAUAACUUUGCAUAAUAUGUACGAAGGUACUGGCAUUAAUAUAAGAUAUCAGAAUGAGGUAUCUUUGAGAGCUAAGGCAAUUGGUCCUGGAUUGGCAACUAUUUAUUUAAAUGUUACAAUGCCAUCUAAUAUUCUAGCUGGUUUUAAAAAUGAUGUAACAUACACUACAUUUUUAAAAGUUGAAAUUUUUGAAGAAUUACGUUUAACGCAUCAGGGAGUACCUUUCAAUGUGCCAGUAAUACUAAUGUCUCCAAACUCUGUUUUAAAAUUACGAACGAGUCGUGACAAACAUGGUUCAACUACAUACAAAUUAUUGUCAACUAUGCAUGGAAGUGAUGCUGAGGAUUUACAUGCCUUAACACCAGCAUCCAAAACUGUUACUAUUGAUAAAAAUGGUAUUAUAAAGGCUGGUGAAAAUUUGGGAAAAAUACUUAUUUCUAUUACAAAUACAGAAGCAUAUAAUUUGAAACAAUCAAUAACUGUUAUUGUUGAAGUCAAACCCAUCCAUUAUAUGAUGCUAUCUUUAAAAUCAAUUUUACGAAUACGAAAUGGGGAAGAAUUAAACAUGUUACCCAAAGGAAUGGAAUUGGAUUAUAUUCUAGAAUAUUACGACAAUGUUGGAUCAAAGUUUCAUGCUGCAGAAGUCGAUGCUAAAACUAUAUUAAAUCGGGCUGAUUUGGCUUCAUUUGUUAAAAGUUCUGAAAGUGUAGUUACUGCAAAAUUUAUUGAGAAUGGAGAUCUUGUUGUUAAAGCAUACAAUGAAAGGUAUCCUAAUGCAAUGUUUGAUUAUGUACACAUGAUGAUCGGCGAUAUAGUUUUUCCAACAAAGACAACGCUAACGGUGGGCGAUAUAGUAUGCUUUUCAAUGCCACUUCUCUCUCCUGAUGGUGAUCCAGGUUACUGGCAAUCCUCAGCUCCUGAAGUUUUAACUGUAGAUCCUAUUACAGGAAUAGGACGAGCGAGGAAUGUUGGAUAUGCAGUAGUAAAACACAGUCUUGCAACUCAUAUGCAAGGUGAAAUAGAAGUUAAUAUUCAACCUAUUGCAAAGAUAUCAAUUGUCCCAUUAAGGGGUCGAAAUAUUACUGGAACUGAAACAUUUAGUGUUCCUCUCGUACUUAAGAGUAAGGAUGAACAAGUUAAAGAAAAUAAUGUUUUAUCUAGAGGAUUAGGAGGCUGUAGAACGUUUAGUUCUUUUACUUUAAAUUCGUAUCCUUACACAUGUAACAUACAAUUGGUUUCAUCGACUUCUACUAUCGGAGUAAAAGAUUUGUUUCUUGUUAAACCACGAUUUGAUAUUACAACUGGUUUUUAUUAUUGUGAUGUAAUGCCAAUGGGUUCUCCAAAUAUAAUUUCCAGUACAUUAGAAAGCCGUAUUCAAAUAAAUGCACAAAGUAAGGAUAUUGAAGCUGUACCUUUAGAAGUUACAUAUCUUCCACCUGUUUAUGUUGAUGCCAAGGAAAUCGUUUUCAUUAACGCUCAUUCUCAAACCAUACCAACUGCAACACUUGAAGUAUAUGGCCUUCAAUCUGUAUUGGAUCAUCUUACUAUUGAUACACCGGAUGGAUUAACUGUAAGUGCUCGGCAAUACAUUUCAAAAUCUACAAUGCAAUAUAAACUUCGUUUGAUGCAUAGUCAAGAGGAAAUUCAAGGUCAAAAAGUUAUCAUUGCAAAUGAUAUUACAAAACAAAAUAUAUCUCUUUUCGUACGUGUAACGAAAUACGAACAUUUCAUGCCGUUAUCUGGAAUUCAUUGGGUAGAUUAUAUGUAUUUCCAUCGCUAUACAUUUGGAACUUUUGCUGUUAUUGUAAUUACUUUCUUCUAUAUAUGGAAAAAUAAAAUUACGAAUAUUGAUUUAAAUAUCAAAAAUAGAACAGUGUUUGCUGACAAAUGUCCACCGCAAUUGAAAAAGACUAGUACUGCGUGUUCAACUCCGUUAAAUUGUACAAAUAUGUCUAUGUCGCGGACUCCAGUUACACCAAACAUGUUUGCAUUUGAUUUUCCUGUUUAUGGCGAUCCUCGUGGUCCUUAUUCAACAAGUAAACGAAACAGAUCAAUGAAUACAUCUUAA
Messenger RNA from Habropoda laboriosa, 5736 nucleotides. It is a transcript of the gene Gp210, whose product is annotated as nuclear pore membrane glycoprotein 210. Lineage: Eukaryota; Metazoa; Arthropoda; Insecta; Hymenoptera; Apidae. Gene Ontology annotation, cellular component: nuclear pore. The record is from RefSeq and is a predicted model, not a curated record. Bases 1 to 5736 code for a protein of 1911 amino acids. The transcript is spliced from 14 exons.